AUGAAGAUUAGUUUUUGUCCUCACGCCAUGGAACAAAGACGACAGGCUGAAAGAAGAGGUGGGGUUGAAGGAAUGCUCUUUUCUUUAUUAUUAUUUUGGUGUUGCAGUUAUGCUUCUGGACAGUUUCGUUAUUCAAUCUCUGAGGAGGUUCAAGAAGGAACAGCGGUUGGAAACAUCGCUAAGGAUUUAGGUCUUGAUAAGAAUGCGCUGAAGGAGAGGGGGGUCCGCAUUGUCUACGGCUCGAAUGAGCCUCCGUUCAGCGUCAGUCCAGAUGAUGGUGUUUUAUAUGUGAACCGAAGAAUUGACCGAGAGGAAAUGUGCGACCGCAGCAAGGUUUGUGCUGUUGAUUUGAAAACGGUGUUACAAAACCCGCUGGAGAUCCAUCACGUCACCGUAGAGAUUUUGGAUGUUAACGAUCACGCACCGAGCUUCCCGGAGAAGAAAACUAAUCUAGAGGUUUUUGAAUCAGCUUCGCCUGGAUCGAGGUUUCAGUUACAACCAGCGCGUGAUGCUGACAGUGGUUUAUUAUCAGUCCAUCAAUAUAAGUUAAGUUCAAAUGAUUUUUUUCGUUUAGAGGUGAAAGAUCGGGGAGAGGACCGUAAAACACCCAGUUUGGUUCUUGAAAAGCCCCUUGACAGAGAAUCAGUAAAAACCCACUUGCUGCUUCUGACGGCAGUAGAUGGAGGGAAACCUCCGAGAUCUGGAAACAUGACAAUAAUUGUUCAUGUUUCAGAUGUUAAUGAUAACCCACCGGUUUUCAGUCAGGAGUCUUAUGUUGCUCAUUUAAGUGAAAACUCUGCUGUUGGUACUACUGUCAUCCAAGUUAAUGCCACCGAUUUAGAUGAAGGCUCAAAUGGACAGGUUGUGUAUUCAUUUGGGAAUCAUGUUGAUGUACGAGUGCGUGCACAUUUUGAUUUAAAUCCCACCACUGGAGUCAUUGUUGUGGCAGGACCAAUCGAUUAUGAGGAGAGCAGCAGAUAUGAAAUUGAUGUUCAGGCAUCUGACAAAGGUGCAGCCACACUGAAAACUGACAAAACAAUAAUAAUUAAUAUUAUUGAUUUAAAUGAUAAUGCACCAGAAAUGGAAGUGACCUCUUUUUCAAAAGACUUGCCAGAAGAUUCAAAGCCAGGAACAACAGUGGCAUUGAUUAGUGUAAAAGACUCUGACUCUGGUCUGAAUGGAAAAGUGACGUGUUACAUCAACCAGGACCUCCCCUUUCUGCUCACGCCAUCUUUACAACACAACAUCUAUUCUUUAGUGACUAAAAAUAUUUUAAACAGAGAGCAGCAAUCCCAGUAUAAUGUGCUGAUUGUUGCUAAAGAUGGAGGAGAGCCAUGUUUAUCAUCAGAGAAGAUUAUUCCCAUUGUUGUGUCAGAUGUUAACGACAACAGCCCAGAGUUUACACAGAGCCCAUAUACUUUCUAUAUAACUGAGAAUAACACCCCUGGAGAGAGGCUUUUCUUAGUGGCAGCCCAGGAUCAGGAUGAAGGCAGCAAUGCUCUUAUUUCUUAUUUUCUCAUGAGGAACAGAGAAGGAGCAAAUAUGCUCACUUCUUUCUUAAAUGUGAAUUCAGAAACCGGAGACAUUGUGGCUCUGAGAAGUUUCGACUUUGAAACUGUGAAAACGUUCCAGUUCCAAGUUGUGGCCUCAGACUCUGGAAGUCCGUCCCUGAGCAGCAACGUGACAGUGAACGUGUUCAUUCUGGAUCAGAACGACAACGCUCCAGUCAUCCUGUAUCCAGUCAGCUCCAACGGUUCUGCUGAAGGUGUGGAGGAGGUUCCCCGCAACGUGAACGCAGGACACUUGGUGACUAAAGUCAGAGCCUAUGAUGCUGAUAUAGGAUAUAAUGGCUGGCUGCUGUUCUCACUGCAGGAAGUGACUGACCACAGUCUGUUUGGUUUGGACCGCUACACAGGACAGAUCAGAACACUUCGCUCAUUCACAGAGACAGACGAGGCUGAGCAUAAACUGCUCAUCCUGGUCAAAGACAAUGGCAACGUUUCACUGUCAGCAACAGCUACUGUCAUUGUCAAAGUGGUGGAGCCCAAAGAGGCUUUUGCAGCUUCUGAUGUGAAGAGUUCAGCCAAAGAUGAUGAGGAGACUGAUGUGACUUUUUACCUGAUGAUCACUUUGGGCUCAGUGUCGGUUCUGUUCCUCAUCAGCAUCAUCGUGCUGAUUGCAAUGCAGUGCUCCAAGUCCACAGAAUAUACUUCUAAAUAUCUCCAAGAGGCUAAUUAUGAUGGGACACUGUGUCACAGCAUCCAGUACAGAUCUGGAGACAAACGCUACAUGUUAGUAGGACCCAGGAUGAGUGUAGGAUCUACUAUAGUACCUGGAAGUCACGCAAACACUCUGGUGCUGCCUGACAGGAGGAACACUUCUGAGGAGGUAAGACAUUUGGAUACUUUUGUUAUCCACAUUUGA
This is a messenger RNA of Nothobranchius furzeri (turquoise killifish), 2424 nucleotides long. The record is from RefSeq and is a predicted model, not a curated record. Lineage: Eukaryota; Metazoa; Chordata; Actinopteri; Cyprinodontiformes; Nothobranchiidae.